AUGUGUCGCGCAACCACCACGUACUGCUGCAUCUGCGGAUGUCCCUUCAGCUCGCUGGACGUCGAUCCAGACGCGAGAGGGUCGCCGUACUCAUAUGAUGCUUCAGUCAUCUCGUCAGAAGACACGGAUUGGUUGCGCCAAUGCACCGCGGUCGACCAGAACACCUUCGUCGCCGACGAGGACGGGGACCGGAGAAAAGUCGAGGGCAUUGAUUCCCUCGUGCAGGCAAUCGAGCAGAUUGAGAGCUCAAGACAAAAAACCAUCAACAAGUUCCUGAGAGGGGGCGAGCUCAACGGACCGGUUUACGGCAUGCACAGCACAUGCAUGGCCAUCGCCGAACGCGUGCGCCGCCACAGCUUCUUCCGCUGCGCCCACCCGGAAGCCUCGACGAACUCGGUCCUGCACCACUUCUACCUCUCCCUCAAGCGGCUGCACUACCGCAUCGCCAGCCACUCGCACAGCGUGAGAUGGGAGCACGGCUACUACGGCGCCGCACGCUUCUGGCGCAACUUCUGGGGCCAGGAACGCGGAUGGGAGUGGCUCUGCGCCGACCCCGCCAACAUCCCCAACCUGACGGAAUGGGUCCUCUCCCAGCUCCGCCCGGUAUCGGACGACGACGCCGACGACGAGUCGACAUCGACAUCACCAGUACCAUCGGCAUACCACGUUGACGACGACAACGCGAAAGAGUACCCGCGCCCCUCCCUGGACGGCAUGCCGAUCGACGUGCUGCAACGCAUCACAUCCUUCCUGCCGGCAUGCUCGACGCUGCGGCUGCGGCGCUGCAGCAAGCCGCUCGCCAACCGCAUCGAGCUGCGGCAGUCCUUCUGGCGCGACGCCCUCGUCGCCGGCGAGCUCGUCCCCUUCCUCUGGGACCUCGACGCCGACCAGUGCCGGCAGAAGGACCGGGACGCGGCGGCGGCCGCCGGCGCCGCAGAAGAAAAAGGAAAAGAAGACGGAGAAGAAGAAGAAGACGUGCGGCGGCCAUUAUUAUACGACUGGCGCUCGCUGGCGCGCGGGCUGCGCGCGCACAAGUUCGUGCAGGCGGCGCUGCGGGGCAGCCUGCAUCCAGAUGAGGCGCGGCGGCCGGCCGAGGGGUACGGGAUCGGGUACCUGGACUUCUACCGGUCAGUGGCGGCGCAGGGCGCGGGGUUCGCGAACGACGCGCCCGUCGGGCUGCUGAACCGGUGCCGCAUCGCGCAGGUGGUGGACGACGUCGAGCGCAUCGAGGAGGACGAGCUGAUGCACGACUGCCACGUGCCGCUGAGCGACGAGGAGGAGGUGUAUGCGGCCAUGUGGAUCAUGCGGGUGGCGCGGCCCGAGGCGUUUGACGAGUAUCGCGUCAGGCGGUCGUUGGAGCUGUAUGGCGAUUUGAGUGAGGCGUUGGAGAGCAGGCCGCCGCCGAGGAUGAUGUGUCGGCUUUGA
This is a messenger RNA of Diplodia corticola, 1425 nucleotides long. Its product is annotated as f-box domain cyclin-like protein. Gene Ontology annotation, molecular function: protein binding. The transcript is spliced from 3 exons. Lineage: Eukaryota; Fungi; Ascomycota; Dothideomycetes; Botryosphaeriales; Botryosphaeriaceae. Bases 1 to 1425 code for a protein of 474 amino acids. The record is from RefSeq and is a predicted model, not a curated record.